Aspergillus ruber CBS 135680 is the source of this 498-nucleotide messenger RNA. RefSeq lists its product as uncharacterized. The record is from RefSeq and is a predicted model, not a curated record. The transcript has a single exon. Lineage: Eukaryota; Fungi; Ascomycota; Eurotiomycetes; Eurotiales; Aspergillaceae. The coding region runs from base 1 to 498 and encodes 165 amino acids.
AUGAUUGCCUUUAAAUUCUUUCCUAAGUGCAAAUUUCUAUUCUCCAAGGACACGAUGAAGGCCAGAGUGAUUCAACACGAGUCCAUCGAGCUUACUGACAUGGGAAGCCACUCCCCCCUUUGCGAAGACAACAUGAUAGCAGAGAGUAUAUUUUGCAAGGGAGUGGAGGACAAUUCGCUGCGUUGUGAAAUUGAGAAAAUCCUUGUCAACCAUGGGAUCUCAUUCCAGGAGGUCACUUUCGAGAUGGGAGAUGAGUCUUGCUAUGAGAACAGAGUAUCUGCCCCCUAUGUGCGAGUGAAGUGUGCCACCGGUCGUGUGCCGCAUUCAACCUGGUUCGAAGUAAAGGGACAGAUCGCUGAUGUGCUUCUGAAAAGAGAUUUGGGGAUAUUUAAGAUCGAUAUAAAGUCCGACAUGCCUGACAGGCCUGUUGAGCCUGUUAGGUGUCUUAAAAACAAGCCUUCCGCGUCUAGAUUGGGUUGGUUUCGUUUAUUGGGAUGA